AUGGCGCCAGAAUUGGUCUAUGUUCCUCCCCCGGGCCUCGAAACCAAUUUUGAUAUUUUUCGCAAGAGAGUAAACUCCCAGUUGGGCCUCUCUCUGCAGAACUAUCAUGACCUCCAUGAUUUCUCAAUUGGAAGGCCAAAUGAUUUUUGGAUGGCAUUGUGGAGGUUCAUGGAAAUCAAAGCUUCAGUCCAUCCCACCCGCGCCAUCGAUGAAUCGCUCAGAAUUGAUCAAUUUCCAGCUUUCUUCGAGAAUGCGCGUCUCAAUUAUGCGGAAAAUCUACUUGCAAGGACGGAUGCAGGAGUGGCCAUCAAAUAUCUCAGUGAGAAAAACUUGGCCUCACUUCGCGAGGUUACCUGGAAUGAGCUCAAUGAAAAUGUUCGGAUUCUAUCAGAUGCGAUGAGAGCUUCAAACAUCUCAAGAGGAGAUGUUGUUUGCAUUAUCGGCGGCAGUUCACCUGAAUCUCUCGCAUUAUUCUUGGCUACCGCAACUGUUGGAGCAAUCGUCUCGGCAUUCGCCACGGAUGCCGGAGAAAGAGUGUUGCUUGAUAGAAUGGGUCAGGUGUGCCCCAAGAUUGUGUUUGCAGAGUCAUCCUACCAGUACAAUGGCAAACGACACAACAUUUCCGACAGAGUCACGAAAAUCUUCUCGCUGAUUGAGAAAGCAUCAGGUGCUGAGGUCAUCUGCAUCUCUGGAACUGUGCCACACAGCUGGGUGCCCAUAGAGGAAUUUCGACAGCGGGCAACGGGGCGACCGCUUAACUUUGAUCAGGUUCCUUUCAAUCACCCUCUUCUUAUCGCCUUCUCUUCAGGCACCACCGGCACUCCGAAAGGAAUAGUCCAUUCCCAUGGCGGCACGGUCGUAAAUGGAAAGAAAGAGAGCCUCCUCCACAAAAAUUUUGGUCCAGAUGACGUCCACUACCACUAUGCAGGUAUCGGGUGGGUGCUGUGGAAUAUCAUGAUAUCGGCCAUGUUCUGCGGCGCUACUGUCGUCCUCUAUGAUGGGUCUCCAUUCUAUCCCACUCCAGAGAAGCAACUGGCGGCGGUCCUGGGGGCUGGAGUGACAGCCUGGGGUGCCGGCCCUCGAUAUUUCUCUGAACUGCAAAAAACUGGAGUCAACCCCAAGGCGUACGUCAAAAAUCUCAAAUGUAUCCUGUCUGCCGGGGCCAUUCUCACCGAAUCUCAAUCAAAGUGGCUUAAGGAAGUGUUUGGGCCUGUCUGUCAAAUGUCAUUCUCCGGGGGUACUGAGCUUUGUGGCAAUUUCCUGGCAGGCCAUAUCGGCAUGCCGGGGUACGCAGGCGAAAUGACGGUCAAAGAACUUGGCACGGAUAUCGAUGUUUUCACACCAGACGGUCGGCCUGCUAAGCCUGGUGAGAGCGGAGAGUUAGUGUGCAAAAGGCCGUUCCCAAACAUGCCAGUCAAGUUUUGGAAUGACCCUGGCAAGAAGAGAUAUGCCGAUUCAUACUUUUCAACAUUCCCAGGCGUCUGGAGGCAUGGGGACUUCAUCAAGAUGAACCCACAAACCAAAGGAUGGGUGAUCCUCGGUCGCAGCGACGGCGUGUUGAAUCCGUCAGGUGUCCGUUUCGGUAGCGGAGAGAUAUAUUCCAUCAUGGAGCAGAAGUUUCACGACAAGGUGGCAGAUUCAAUCUGCGUGGGCCAGCAGAGAGCUUGGGACGAAAGUGAGCGUGUGUUCUUGUUCAUCAAGGGAGCAAAGGGAGCGAAUAUUGGCUCCUUGGAAAGGGAGAUUCGAGCUCAGAUAGCAAGGGAUCUCAGCCGCCGCCAUGUGCCUCAGUUCCUGUUUUGGGUGCAGGAGAUCCCUUACAAUGCCAACAACAAGAAGCUCGAGAUACCGUUGAAGAAGGUACUCUCUGAAGGAAGGGCAGCGAUGGCGAAGCUGACUUGCCCUGCUGAAGAAAAGUCUGUGCUGAUGCAAUAUCUGCCAUUUUACGAGGUUGAGAAAUUGAUGGGUACGGAGACUUCUUCGCUGAGUGCGAGAUUGUAA
Messenger RNA from Cladophialophora psammophila CBS 110553, 1998 nucleotides. Its product is annotated as acetoacetate-CoA ligase. Gene Ontology annotation, biological process: lipid metabolic process. Gene Ontology annotation, cellular component: cytosol. The record is from RefSeq and is a predicted model, not a curated record. Gene Ontology annotation, molecular function: acetoacetate-CoA ligase activity. Bases 1 to 1998 code for a protein of 665 amino acids. The transcript has a single exon. Lineage: Eukaryota; Fungi; Ascomycota; Eurotiomycetes; Chaetothyriales; Herpotrichiellaceae.